UUCGUUUUUUUCGCUUCAGUGUCGUGUUUCUCCAUACCUCCAUGAGGCAUCAUAUGAUCGGUUCGUACGUUCAGUUCCCGCGGGAUUUCGCCAGGAAGGCCUUGUUUUGGCCGGACGGCGGCCUGAAGAUGGCAAAAGGCAAGGUGGCAAGGGUGCAAGCGCGAGGGGCGUCGAAGCGCUCGCUCGCUCUGACUUUGCUGCUGUCGUUCACAGUGGUCCUUCUGUUCUUGCUCGCUCUCGGGAUCGUGUCCCUUCCCGUGAGAAGAGAGUUUUCACCGCGCGAGGGGCCGACUCCCGUUAAUGCCAACUCCCUCGAGAGAGUUGCAUUUGGAGGGUUGGGAGAGAGAGGGAAGCAGUGGACUCAGGUGCUCUCGUGGGAGCCCCGAGCUUUUCUUUACCACAAUUUCCUGUCCAGGGAAGAGUGUGAGUACCUGGUAAGUCUAGCCAAACCUCGCAUCAGCAAGUCGACCGUGGUCGAUGGCUCUACCGGGAAGAGCAUGGACAGCGGGGUGCGCACAAGCUCCGGAAUGUUUCUCAAUCGAGGACAAGACAAAAUCGUGAGGGCAAUAGAGAAAAGAAUAGCAGACUUCACUCACAUUCCCGUGGAGCAUGGAGAAGGACUUCAAAUUCUGCAAUAUGGGCACGGGCAAAAAUACGAUGCGCAUCAUGACUACUUUUCCGACCCUUUCAACACUAGGAAUGGAGGCCAAAGAAUGGCGACAAUGCUUAUGUAUUUGAGUGACGUUGAGGAAGGAGGAGAGACGGUGUUUCCAGCUGCCAAGGCAAACUUCAGUGCCGUGCCUUGGUGGAAUGAUCUAUCAGAGUGUGGCAAACAGGGAUUGUCUGUAAAACCGAAAAUGGGGAAUGCAGUACUGUUUUGGAGCAUGAAGCCUGACGGGACGCUCGACCCAGCAAGUUUGCAUGGUGCAUGCCCCGUGAUCAAAGGGACAAAGUGGUCAGCUCCUAAGUGGAUGCACGUCUGGGAGUAUAAGGUCUAAGCCAUCGACUCAACUCAAGCAUCUCCUUUACUUCUACAUGUCUAUCAGGCAAUUUGUUUUAGCAUUCAGAGUGUAAAUUGCCCAUAUCUGUUACAUAACUUAACAGGCUCAAUUGAUUCUCAUUAUACAAUAGAGAAAAAAAUUGUUGAUGCAUUGGUUUUCAUUCCAUGAUCUGGAUAGAAGCUCGUUCUUACAGUUCAUUCAGAGCCACUGCAUCCAGAUCGCAGAGUGCAGCGAACAAUCUUUAAUCUGGUCGAUAAGUCACGGUUCAAUUCAUGCUGUACAGCUUACACCUCCUGGAGGACGGCUACUUAGCAUAACGAGACAGACCUAUUUUAAGUACGUAUGGCAUAUUCAUCAAAAGAUUCGGUAGAAUUAAACCAACUUCAAGAAAAAUCUCGCCAACCUCAUGCCUCCUUGCUCCAAAAUAAUACGAGCACUCAC
Molecule: messenger RNA, 1442 nt
Organism: Rhodamnia argentea
Lineage: Eukaryota; Viridiplantae; Streptophyta; Magnoliopsida; Myrtales; Myrtaceae
Product: probable prolyl 4-hydroxylase 3
Exons: 8
Coding region: 42-998 (318 amino acids)
Biological process (GO): peptidyl-proline hydroxylation to 4-hydroxy-L-proline
Cellular component (GO): endoplasmic reticulum
Molecular function (GO): procollagen-proline 4-dioxygenase activity; L-ascorbic acid binding; iron ion binding
Source: RefSeq, a predicted model, not a curated record